CUAUCUUCAUGACAUCUGACAUCUCUCUACUGACAUUACUAUCGACCUUAACCUAAGUGUAAUUCAUUUUAUAUCAGUAGCUCUAGGUAGUAAAUUAUUUAGUUAUGUCCUCAAGGAAAAACGUGUUAACGAUAAGUAAUAAAGCCUUUCAUUGUUUUUGUCGGCGAAGCACGAGUCCAAAGGUAGUGUUCAGUGAACAACCGUCAGAUGUGUCGCUGUCUGCAAAUGCUUCCCCCGUUAGACGUUGCGAGAACAAGGAGCUGUUGCCAGUGUGCAGGACAUUCUUUACGUUUCCGGGGUCACAAGCAAGCCGCCAGAGAAAUUUUACAGGUCGAAAGCUAGUCGGAUUCACCAUGGAUGAAAUGUACAGUGUGGUCUCGGAUGUGGAGAACUACAAGAACUUUGUGCCGUUCUGCAAACGCUCAGAUGUAUCAACGCGGACGCGUGACUACUUGCGGGGCGAACUCGAGAUAGGUUUUCCUCCUAUAGUAGAAAGCUACGUCUCCCACGUCAUUCUCCAACAACCGCGGCUCGUCAUGGCCGAAUGUAAAGAUGGGAAACUCUUCGACCAUUUGAACACCACUUGGAAGUUCAGUCCAGGACUGAAGAACAAGAAGAGGUCGUGUGUCAUCGAUUUCCACGUGGACUUCCAGUUUAAAUCCCUACUGCACUCCCAACUCGCACAUAUGUUCUUCAAUGAAGUCGUCAGGCAGAUGGAAUCGGCAUUUUUCGAAGAGGCGAAGCGUAGAUACGGUGAAGCCUCGCUAGAAACAAUAAAGUUAAAAGUUGUUACAUGACCUCAAACUACUUAGGAUUAUAUUAAAUUACUCGUUGUAUAUUACCAUAUUUUAAUUUAUUUUAGGUAAAUUAUAUUUUUUUAGGUAUCUCAUUUUAUUUUUGUACUACCAAUUUACUGAAAUUAUUUUACGUACAACUUUACUUUGCAAUUUAAAAACACACUAAAAUUAAUUUUUAAUUACUUUCCAUUUGAAUUUUGUUGUCCGAGUAGAAUAUGUUUAGGGCUUUACAAAUUUAUUGGAUUGCCUCAAAUUUUAGCGUUUCUGUCUCUUAUAAAGAUCUGUGAUAUUGAGAUAAUUAUUACAAGUUAUUUAUCAUUAAGUUAUAUACUCUUAGUACAGUAUAACCAAAGAUCUUCGAUAUUCUUUCUAUCAAUAGAUUAUUUAAUGGUUGUUAAUGAGAAAAGAACAAAUCUUCAGUGUUACGUUCUUUGUACCUUACAAGUUAUAAAUGAAAUUUUUUUGACAAACUUUUUGAAUUUUUUUAUGCAUCAUGUUGUAUUGUUGUUUGAAAUAGUUGUGUUAAAGAAAACAAUUAAUCUUGAACGUUAAUUUAAUUCAUAAUAACGACAGUAAUGUUGAAUCCGAGUGUUUUAAAAGUGAAAGAAGUCUAGAUUUAGACAUCUUACAAGUCAUACAGUUGUGUGCACUUUUCAUAAACAAAUCAAAAUUUUUUAUAUUAGAGUUAUUAUUGGUUAUUACCGGUUAUUUACCUAAACUACUUGAGGUAAAAUAAUGUUAAAUUAAGUGUCCAGUAUGGUAAUUCAAGAACUAAAAAUUAUUAAUUUUUAAGAACAAAAUUGUUCUCAUGCCCAUUCCUUUUUUUGUGUGUGUUAGAGAAUCUAUAAAAAAUUCUUGUCACAUAUUAAUAAAACUUAUGGUAAAUAAAGAUAUUUUUAUUCUA
Homalodisca vitripennis (glassy-winged sharpshooter) is the source of this 1701-nucleotide messenger RNA. Its product is annotated as coenzyme Q-binding protein COQ10 homolog B, mitochondrial. The transcript has 3 exons. NCBI's taxonomy places the organism in Eukaryota, Metazoa, Arthropoda, Insecta, Hemiptera, Cicadellidae. Gene Ontology annotation, molecular function: ubiquinone binding. The record is from RefSeq and is a predicted model, not a curated record. Bases 105 to 797 code for a protein of 230 amino acids. Gene Ontology annotation, biological process: ubiquinone biosynthetic process; cellular respiration. Gene Ontology annotation, cellular component: mitochondrion.